AUGCUACUGCAAUCGGUCCUCUCGACUCUCUGGCUUUGUGUCGGUAUCACGUCCGCCAAAUCACAACCAACGGUCUAUAUGAUCCGACACGGCGAGAAGCCCCGGGACCCGGAAGACCAUGGUUUAGCCUCAGAUGGGGUCAAGCGGGCACAGUGCCUGAGACAUGUCUUUGGGCAAGGCUCGGGGUACAACAUCGGGUAUAUUAUGGCACCUCAUGUGAAAAAGAAUGGCGAGCAUGGCCGUGCAUUUGAGACCGUUCUACCUCUUGCCAAAGACCUUGGUCUCACAGUCGACACACACUGCAAGCGGAACAAAGUGAGAUGCGUGGCUAAGGCGAUCAUGUCGUACGAUGGACCGGGCAACAUUCUGAUUGCAUGGCGGCACUCGACUAUGGGUGGGAUUGAGGAUGAGCUUGGUGCUUUAGAGCCUAUUGAAUAUCCGGAUGGGCGGUAG
Messenger RNA from Penicillium egyptiacum, 453 nucleotides. Lineage: Eukaryota; Fungi; Ascomycota; Eurotiomycetes; Eurotiales; Aspergillaceae. The record is from the annotation of a GenBank genome assembly.